AUGAGAGCAUGGGUGCACAGCUGUUGGCCUACUGGAUGCUCGGGGUCGGGACGCUGUUUGGCUCCAGACCCGAAACAAACAGCGAAGCCCCCCCCCCUCCCUCCUCCCUGGCUCGUCGAGGCUUGGCGAACACCCCCGAGCUCUUCAUCCCGCCUAUCCAUCGCCUCGCGCAAUAAAGGCAUCGUCUUGUCUAUCGCUGCCCUUCCAUUAAGCCCUUCGCCCUCUUCCUCCUCACCGCUUGACCCAGCAACCCUAACCAACUUCCAACACCUCGAUACCACGGAUACCGCAACGGUCACCACGCCCGCGUUCAGCAUGAAGGCGUCGAAACUCCUGCGCGUCCUUCUGUACGCAGUGGUUCUUCCCUUGGCGCUCCUGACCUGCGUCUGGGAACUGAUCCAGGUCAUUGUGAACUCCGUGGAUAUCAUGAAAACCGGCCUGGGUCCGAUUGGAGUCGACAAAUCAUACAUGGGAGACCUCGGUGGUGGCGGUGGCUCGGGGACUGGCAGUGGAUCUGGCUCUGAUGGCGGCAAUGGGUCAGGCAGCGGCCUCGGGUCUGGCGGCGGUGACCAGUUAGACAGCAACCCCGGAUCGUAUCGUGCGAUGACGCGGACAACGAUAACUGGCUUUGGCCCAGUCGUGACUUGGAUGACAGGUCCACAAACCCGGUACUACACAUACACAGGGUCGAAUUUGGAUAUCCCGCGGGUCGCAACGGUCACCGUCAGGGCUGCUUCCUGGGUCACGACCGAUGCCCCUUGGACGUCGACAAUUUUCCCCACGCGUUUUGAGUACUUCACUCGGCGUCGGCGGGCCCUAGAUACAGCUGCUCCUCAGCCCGUGGCAACACGUCGCGACGGUGAGGGACGGGCGUCCAGCGCGGCACCGACGCACGCGCCAACUCCUACCGCAGCUUCGGUUGUCAAAGAGCGUGCCCCCACUCCCGAGAUGGAAGCUGCGCCACUUGCCAGGCGCCAGUAUGGCGUGAGCCUCGACGACCUCCGCGAGGCUGCCGAGUCGGGCGGUUCUGCCGGUUACGUUGGGUCGGUAACAAUGGAGGCCGAGGUGGAGGCCGCAUUCCUGAACAAGGUGCCGAACUUCCUCGGCCUCUUUUGGUCAGCGGCUGUCCUAAUCUGGCUCGGCAUCCUGCCGUGCUGCAGUGCGAAGAGCCGGGCAAAGGCCGCACCCCGCUCGCUCGACAGUAUGGAGAAGACGACGCUCGGCUUCUGGAUUUCGGGACUCAUCCUCUCGCUCUAUACCGUCGUUGUGGUCGGGUACAAUGCCGGCAUGAGCAGCUACUAUACGGCCACCGGCCUGUCGGUGUGCAUCAUUGUCUUUAUCUGGCUCACCACAAUUGUCCUCUUUAGUGUCUGGCUCUGGCUCCGCCGCUGGGGCAGGAAGCACGCCAAGAGACAGCUUCACCGCUCCAUGGAGGCCGUUGAGGACGAGGACGCAGGCAUUGCCUCCCCGGGCUCCGACCCCGCUCUCGAGUCUAAGGUGGACGCGGCUGACAUGCCACUUAAUCUCCCCUAUGGAGCCAACGAAGCGCAUUCCGGCGCCUUCCCUUCCACAUCCUCGACACCCGUGACGGAGCAGUAUGCCCAGCCGCAGUACGCUCAGCCUGCUCAGUCUGCUCUGCCUGCUCAGCCCACCCAGCCGGCGUACGGACAGACGCAGUUACCAUAUGCUCCGCCGACGUCCCAGGCUCCGGUCGCGCCUGCUGGAUACACCUAUCAGCUGGUCCCGACCGGUUCAGCUGGCGCGCCGUCUGCGGGAGCUCCUUCUAUGGGUGCGCCCUCUGUCGUCGCGCCCUCCGUGGACGCGCACAGUGCGUCCUCGCCCAGCCCCCCGCCCAAGGACUACUACUCUGGCAUGCACCAGCAGCACGGCGCUCCGGUCAGCCCUGGCCCGCCCUCGCCCGUGCAGCAGUACCAUCCCGCACCCGCGUCGCCGGAGCAGUACCACCUCCCACAGGGGCAGCAGAUGGCGCCUGGGCAGCACUUCCAGCAGACCCAUCAGGGUUAUCAUGGCUACCCGGAGCAGCACCAGCCCGGCCAGCCGAUGUACCAGCCGCAGCCUGUCCAGCCUCAGCAGAAUUUCCACCAGUAG
Molecule: messenger RNA, 2109 nt
Organism: Trichosporon asahii var. asahii CBS 2479
Lineage: Eukaryota; Fungi; Basidiomycota; Tremellomycetes; Trichosporonales; Trichosporonaceae
Exons: 2
Coding region: 1-2109 (702 amino acids)
Source: RefSeq, a predicted model, not a curated record